AUGCCAGUUCCAAUCGAAUACUCAUAUGAGGACACAGAAAACAUAUUGGUGUUAGAUGAACUGGAUUACGACCGGUUUGAAAUGGGUAGAGAACUUCAACAGUGUCUUGCUUCCUUUACAGAUGAGCAAAGAAAGGUUUAUGAUGUAGUCAUGGAUGCAGUAACCAAUGACAGUGGUGGAAUGUUCUUUCUAUAUGACCAUGGUGGAACCAGAAAGACGUUUCUAUGGAAAACUCUUUCGACUGCAGUUCGUUCGAAGGGAGAGAUUGUAAUUAACGUUGCAUCGAGUGGUAUAACAUCGUUAUUGCUCCCCGGGGGAAGAACAACUCAUUCUCGAUUCGGACUACCCAUAAAUGUACAUGAGAGUUCCACCUGCAGCAUAUCGCAACAAAGUCCACAUGUAGAGUUGCUCAUAAGGGCAAAGCUUAUUAUAUGGGACAAGGCUCCUAUUAUGCAUAGAUACUAUUUUGAAGCCCUUGACAAGACAAUGAAGUCAAUAUUACAGGCUGACAAACCCUUUGGUGGUAAGGUGGUUGUUCUUGGAGGUGAUUUUAGGCAGAUUUUACCAGUUGUGCUCAAAGCAUCAAGGCAGGACAUAGUACAUGCUACGAUAAACUCCUCUCCACUGAGGAAUUUCUGUCGUAUCACGAAGUUGACUAAGAACAUGAGAUUGCAGUCAUGUUCUUCUCCAUCUAAUGUGGAUGGGAUAAAAGAAUUUGGAGACUGGAUACUGAAUGUUGGUAAUGGGGAUGUUGGGGAAGACAAUGAUGGUGAAGCUUCGAUAGAGAUUCCAGAUGACAUGUUGAUUGGUGAUUCAGUAGAUCCAUUCAGAGACCUACUAGAAUUCUUUUACCCGAAUUUGUUGAGUAACAUGUACAAUCGAGAUUAUUUUCAAGGGAGGGAAAUUCUUCCACCAACUAAUGAAUGCGUCGAGUCUGUGAACGAUCACUUAAUGUCUCUCAUUCCAGGAGAGGAUAAGGUGUACCUGAGCUCAGAUAGUAUAUGUAGGGACGAGCACACAACGGAGGAUAAUGCAGAAAUUUAUUCGACUGAAUUCCUCAAUACAAUAAGAUGCUCCGGAGUUCCUUCUCAUGCGUUGAGGAUCAAGGUUGGUGCACCCGUUAUGCUAAUAAGAAACAUCGAUCAAGCUAGAGGAUUGUGUAACGGUACUAGACUUCUAAUUAUUAGAACUGGCAUUCACGUUCUGAGUUGCAAAAUUCUUUCCGGAAAAAAUAUCGGUGACAUGGUGUUCAUUCCUCGGAUGACUUUAAUACCAUCUAACUCCGGACUGCCAAUUAAAUUUCAGAGAAGACAAUUUCCGUUGAUUGUUUCUUUUGCAAUGACGAUAAAUAAAAGCCAAGGCCAAACUCUUUCGCAUGUUGGUUUGUAUCUUCCUAGGCCUGUCUUCAGCCAUGGUCAACUAUAUGUUGCAGUGUCCAGAGUUAAGAGCAGAGGUGGCAUUAAGAUAUUCAUCAAGUCGGAUUCGGGUGUACUCACCAAUGUUACUAGAAAUGUCGUGUACAAGGAAGUAUUUCAUCGAAUUUGA
Molecule: messenger RNA, 1545 nt
Organism: Erythranthe guttata (spotted monkey flower)
Lineage: Eukaryota; Viridiplantae; Streptophyta; Magnoliopsida; Lamiales; Phrymaceae
Source: RefSeq, a predicted model, not a curated record